Athene cunicularia (burrowing owl) is the source of this 2014-nucleotide messenger RNA. Its product is annotated as acyl-coenzyme A thioesterase 1-like. Gene Ontology annotation, molecular function: fatty acyl-CoA hydrolase activity. Lineage: Eukaryota; Metazoa; Chordata; Aves; Strigiformes; Strigidae. Gene Ontology annotation, biological process: fatty acid metabolic process; acyl-CoA metabolic process. The transcript has 3 exons. The record is from RefSeq and is a predicted model, not a curated record. The coding region runs from base 210 to 1469 and encodes 419 amino acids.
CCGGGCUAGCCUCUGGCUGGAGGCAUGCUCUGAACUACGUCUCCCAGCAGCCCGUGCUUGCCCAAUAAAGGAAACAGUCACGGUGGUUCCUCCUGGACUUUGGGCAGAGGUUUUAAGCUGGGGAAGAGGCAGAGUGCUGGCGGUCCUGUUGCACGGAGCCCGUGUCUCACCCCAAAAGGGCAGCUCGUCUCCCCGCCGGCAGAGCCGGGAUGGCGGUGCAGGUGGCGGUUCUGCCUUCCCCCCGCUGUCUGUUCGACGACCCCGUGCAGAUCCGUGUGGCCGGUCUCCUGCCGCGGCAGGCGGUCACCCUCCGAGCCAGCCUGCUGGACGAGAGCGGGGAGCUUUUCCAAGCCCACGCCCGGUACAGAGCGGGGAGCAGCGGGGAGCUGGACCUGAGCCGCUGCCCGGCGCUGGGCGGCAGCUAUUCGGGCGUGGAGCCGAUGGGGCUGCUCUGGUCUCUGCAGUCUAACGCGCCCUACAAGCGGCUGGCCAAGAGGAACGUCCUGACCCCUUUCUCUGUGGACUUUGAAGUGUACGAGGGCCAUGGGGACAUGAGCCGCUUGCUGGGAAAAUGCACCAAUGAACGAUGGUUUUUAGGAGAGGGAGUGAAGAGGAUUUCAGUCAGAGAAGGUCGUCUGAAAGCAACCCUCUUCCUCCCUCCUGGACCUGGUCCCUUUCCUGGACUUAUCGAUUUGUAUGGAUCUGGAGGAGGUCUUAUUGAAUACAGAGCAAGUCUCCUGGCUAGCAGAGGCUUCGUGACUCUGGCUCUUGCUUACAUGGCCUUUGAAGAUCUCCCUACUAUGCCAGAGAUUCUUGAACUGGGCUAUUUUGAGGAAGCUGUGAACUUUUUGCGGAAGCAGCAGCAGGUGAAAGACACUGGGAUUGGCGUUCUGGGCUUGUCUAAAGGAGCUGAUCUAGCCCUUUCCAUGGCCACGUUUCUACCUGGCAUCAAGGCAGCAGUCAGCAUAUCUGGAAGUAGUUUUAAUUCUUUCAUUCCCCUGCAGGGGGAUGGCUUCACUAUUCCUGCCCACCCAUAUGAUUUGGGGAGGAUGAAGACCAGUGAAGAGUCUGGCCUAAUAGAUUUUUCAGAUGUCCUGGAUGAUCACAGGGACCCAGCAACUUGGGGUUGUCGCAUUCCCGUGGAGAGGUCCUUGGCCAAGUUCCUCUUCCUCUCGGGACUGGAUGACAAGAACUGGAAAAGUGACCUCUAUUGCCAGGAUGCUGUUCAGCGCCUUCAGCAGCACGGGCGGGAAGUUGAGUUUUGCUCCUAUUCUGGAGCAGGGCACCUCUUGGAGCCACCAUACUUGCCUUUGUGCCAGGCUUCGAUCCACAGGGCGAUUGGGGCGUUUGUACUUUGGGGAGGGCAAUGGAGGGAGCAUGCCAAAGCCCAAGAAGAUGCAUGGCGCAGGAUACAGGCCUUUUUCUGGCAACACUUGGUGGACUCGGACAUCCCUAAGAGCAAACUGUAGUGGAAGCUGUCAAAAAUGCUGAACAGGGUUGGUAUUUCAGCUCUCAGUGAAUCUUGGAAACUCACUGAAAGUUUCCUGGUCUGCCUUCCUCUAAACUCCACUGUUGCAUAGUGGUUUAUUUUAAUUCCCCAAAUAAUUUUCCAUUUUAAAAUUUAAUUUUAGUUGUCUUCUGGCCCCAGCUGCCCUGUACUUUGGCACCAUCUGAUCUACCUGUGUGCUGCAGUCAUCUGAGAAAAGCCCAGCAUCCCAUCGUGCAGAUUGCAUUUGUACUGACCUGUCUUUGCCCUUAAUUUCCAAACAUCUCCUUUGCUAACAGGGAAUACUCUCAUAGGUGGAGUUUUCCACUGAAUUGUUUAGCCUUGCAUCUUUAACUAACCUACAUGUAAACAGCAGUUUCUUGAGACAGCACACCAGCACAUUCACCUUUCCUCUUGCUGUAUAAUUUUCUCAGUAAAAACCUUGCGACAGUUCUGAUCUCAACUGAGUAAAGAGGCACUCUUCUGAUUUAUUCUGAAGUGCAGUGAUAACUUUUUUUUUUUUUUCCU